GACAAAUUUUCGUACACUACCUACUACAGUAUUUUUAUUAAACAACCACUCUUCUUGCUUGUUCCAUUACCAAAACAACAAUAAUGUUUAUUAGUAGUAUAUAAGUCCACCCUACAAAUCGUCACUAUAUAAGUUCUACUCCAUCUUCCUAUUCUCAACACAACCAAGCAAAUAGCCACUCAAUCAUCAAGAAAACAAAAAACGUCACAACCUUCAAAACUCAACCUUCAUUUAAAUCCUAGCCACUUUUGUUCAUAUUUUCUUCUUUCUUGCAAAAAUGGAGAAAAGUGAGUCAACCAAAAUUGAUGUUGAGGAAACCAACAAAGAAAGGAAAGGAAAAGCCCCUCUUUUGGGAACUGCAGCUCCUGUUGUUGCUGCAGCUGCUACUACUAAACUUGCAAAAGGAGGUGCUAAAAGAGGCAUUGCAAUUUUUGACCUCAUUUUGAGAAUAGCCGCUUUUGCUUCUGCAAUAGGUGCUGCUGUUGCUAUGGCAACUACUGAAGAAACUCUUCCUUUCUUCACUCAGUUCUUUCAGUUUGAAGCUAGCUAUGAUGACCUUCCAACUUUCACGUUUUUUGUGGUAGCUAUGGCAUUUGUUGUUGCCUAUCUAGUCCUCUCUGUAGCUUUCUCUAUAGUGUGCAUUGUACGACCCCAUGCAGUUGUACCCCGGCUACUCCUCAUUAUAUUUGACACGGUGUUCAUUGCAUUGGCGACUGGUGCAGCAGCGUCAGCAGCAGCCAUAGUGUACUUGGCUCACAAUGGAAACGAAGAUGCAAACUGGCUAGCAAUUUGCCAACAAUUUGGUGAUUUCUGCGAAAGGGCCAGUGCAGCUGUGGUGGCCUCUUUUAUCACGGUGGUGAUCUUGAUCAUCAUGGUGGUUCUGUCUGCUUCCGCUCUUCGAAGACACUAAGAACAAGUUCGUUUUUAUGGAAAAAUUAUUUGCUAGUGUUUACGACAUCUUCAUUCACUCAUCUCGUUGUUUCAGAAUUGGUCAAAAUGAUGAAAAGUAUCUUGCAAUCUUUGUAUAUAUUGGAUAAAAAGUGUUAUUGGAUCUUAUUGUUGAUGUAUUUCUUUUGUUAAGGUUUGUACUUUGUGUGUCUGUCUUUUAGAUUCUCAUUAAGAAGGGGGAAGUUUGUGGAAUCUUGUAAAUCCCAUUGGUAAAUUCAGAGGAUCUGUAUUGCAAAUGCUGUAAUUUUCAUAAUUUAACUUUAUGGUACCCCACAUCCCUUAUUAUGAAUU
This is a messenger RNA of Lycium ferocissimum, 1239 nucleotides long. Its product is annotated as casparian strip membrane protein 1. The coding region runs from base 278 to 910 and encodes 210 amino acids. NCBI's taxonomy places the organism in Eukaryota, Viridiplantae, Streptophyta, Magnoliopsida, Solanales, Solanaceae. The transcript is spliced from 3 exons. The record is from RefSeq and is a predicted model, not a curated record.